AUAAUUGUGUUCAUUACUUGAUCUAGCAUCGAUCAGUAGACAUUAGGAUAAUUAAUUGUAAUUAGUUAUAACUUUCCUUUAAUAAAUAAGUUGAAGUAAAUUUGCAUUUUUUUGCAUCUCCUGGUUGCAACCAACGUAAUUGGCGCAGUCGGUAGGAUAUUCUAAAAUAAUAGAGUCAGUGAAUCGAUCACCCAUAAGGGCUAUUAGAACCUACUUGAGUUGCGGCGAGGCAGAGUAUCCGAAAAUCGAUACAGCAGAGAAAUGCAGAUGAUUUGGUGAUAAUGGAAAAAUACAGAGGUGUGAGUGAUGCAGUACAUUUGUAUAUAAAUGAGAUUCAGUGCUCGUUGGUGGCGAAGACUGGUAUACCAUCAGAUAGAUAUCAUUUUGGGAAACUUACCUUGGAGGCUCUCAGAGAUGCGCCCGAAACUAUAUUGCAGAUAGAUGGAGUGACGGAAGAAACGGAAAGUUAUAAUUCCGUACUAGAGAGAACAGUGAAAUGCGCAAACGCAUUCAGAAAUCUUGGUCUCCAUCGAAACGAUGUGAUAAUACUGAUGGCUCCCAACCACAUACACCUCUCAAUACCAAUGUACGCAGCGUUCUAUCUCGGAGUUAGUGUUGCUGGAAUCGAUAUGUAUUUGCUAGUUAACGAACUUGAAGAUAAUUUCAAAGACACUGAACCCAAAGUGGUAUUCUGUCAAAAUGAUAGAGCAGAAGAUGUAAAGAAAGCUUUGAGCGCAUUAAAUUUGACCUGUAAAGUUGUUACAUUUGAUAAAGGACCUGAUUAUGAAGGUUUUGAUGAUUUUCUUAAUAAACAUGGGCAUGGACCAUCACCACAAGAAUUCAGGGCUUCAGAUUUUGAUCCAGUUGAUACAACGUUAUUUCUCAUUGCUACGAGUGGCACUACUGGUCUGCCAAAAACAGCUGAAGUAACACACAAGAAUAUGAUGCAUGGUAUCUCAUACAUGUGGGCAAACUUCGAAGAAUUCCCUAAACCAACCAGAUUACCAAUAAUAGUAUCCCCGAUACAAUGGUUCUCUGCGAUAUUCUUCUACGCGACAACACCCAUGUUCAGACUAACCAGGCUUCAAUCAUCACUCACUAUGACACAGGAACUUGCGUAUGAUUUAAUUAACAAAUAUAAGCCUACUUUCGCAUUUUCAAGUCCUAACAUGUGGACAACUUUGUUUAAGCCUGGGCACGAAGGAAAAUGUGACUUUUCUUGUUUUGAAGUUAUAUUCAUUGGCGGCAGCGCUAUGCAUCCAAGUCUAUUUGAGGAAAUGAAGAAAACAAUUCCUGAUACUUUCAUACUUAAUGUGUAUGGUCAAAGUGAGCUGGGUGGUCUGGGAAUGAUCUUCGAUCCUUACUUUCCUAAGUCCCUCGGAAGACCAGUUCCAUACUUGAAGGCCAGGUUGGUCAAUCCAGAAACAGAAGAAGAGAUAAACGUUCCGAACGUGUCUGGAGAACUGUGGCUUAAGGGACCGAGUGUUUUUAAGGGUUAUCGAAACAGACCAGACGCUACACGGAGUACUUUGACCGAGGAUGGUUGGCUUCUAACAGGUGAUAUUAUGUACAGAGAUGAUAAAUGGUACUUCUAUUACGUGGACAGGUGGAAGCUUUUACUCAAGUAUAGAAACCAUCAGAUAUCUCCAGUAGAAAUAGAAGGAGUUAUUCAGAAGCAUCCUGGAGUAUUUGAAGUGGCUGUGACCGGCAUACCGCAUCUAGAGCAUGGAGACCUGCCGGUAGCAUGCGUUGUGCUGCAUGAGGGUUUCAGAGUGGACGCUGAAGAGAUCAAAGAAAUGGUUAAGAGUUCUUUAACAGAUUCAAAACAGCUACGAGGCGGUGUGCUCUUCAUGAAAGAACUUCCGAUGACUCCAUCGAUGAAGGUUGAUAGAAAAAAACUGGCAAGACUAGUUCGUGAAAAAGUAAACGUAGAAUGAAACUCUCAUGAGCUUUGUUAAUCAUUUUUAUUCAUUAAAAUAUCAAUAAAUUAA
Molecule: messenger RNA, 1991 nt
Organism: Leptidea sinapis
Lineage: Eukaryota; Metazoa; Arthropoda; Insecta; Lepidoptera; Pieridae
Exons: 12
Coding region: 282-1937 (551 amino acids)
Biological process (GO): fatty-acyl-CoA biosynthetic process; long-chain fatty acid metabolic process
Molecular function (GO): long-chain fatty acid-CoA ligase activity
Source: RefSeq, a predicted model, not a curated record